UCUUGUGCACCGCGGGUUGUUGAGUGUGUACCCGCCUACAGAAUAACACCGCUACAAGGUACACUCAUGUACACAGCCCUUGUAAUAGAAGACAGGUGUACUAACAAGGGGCACUAACGACAGGAACAAGGGGCACUAACGACAGGAACACAACUUCACUAAUGCCAAAAACAUAGGUGCAUUGACUACAAGAAUACAGGUGCUCUUACGACAGGAACACAGGUGAACUAAGAACAAGAAAACAGGUGCACCAAGAACAGGAACACAGGUGCACUAAAAACAGGAACACAGGUGAACUAAGAACAGGAACACAGGUGCACUCAGGUGCUCUACCAACAGGAACACAGGUGCUCUCAGGUGCUCUACCAACAGGAUCACAGGUGCUCUAACAACAGGAACACGGGUGCUCUAACAACAGGAACACAGGUGCUCUAACAACAGGAACACAGGUGCUCUAACAACAGAAUCACAGGUGCACUAACAAAAGGAACACAGGUGCUCUAACAACAGAAUCACAGGUGCUCUAACAACAGGAACACAGGUGCUUUAACAACAGGAACACAGGUGCACUAGCAACAGGAACACAGGUGCACUAACACCAGGAACACAGGUGCACUAAGUGACAGGCAUCAUGUGCGCAAAACUCUAUGUGUGGAAAGGUAAAGAAAAUGACGGCGAGAUAGCAGGUCAUGGCGGACUCCAACUGUCAGACGGAACGUACAUCAGCUGGCGGAGGAACAUGUUCCCAGACGACAAUGAAAGUCAGCCGAUAAAUCCGACGACGUUAGAGGACGACUGCAACUUUGAGGGAAGGGCAGCUGACAAGAUCUUCCCGGUGCAGGCGGCCGAGGUUGACGAGUACUUAAUCCGGAAGUGGUGGCGGGAGUGGCAGACGAAGCGUGAGUGGAAGAAGCAGGGGGAGAUAACUCCGUGUUUCACGGUCCUUGAGGCCAUCAUGGCCGGUCGUGGAUGGAGCAGAAGUGAGAAGGGAGUCCGGAUGGAUCCAGGAGACCUCGUGGAUCAGGUUGCCAGGUUGGGGGUCAUCAUCAGGAACGAAGGAUGUGUCAUUCAGUGAUGCCAGGUUUCCGUUCUUACGCUGUCGUCCUCUGUAGCCUACAUAUACUUUUCAAGUGACAACCUUUGCAAACACGUCCCUGAUUUACAAUGAUCAAUAUAUGGAUAUAUAUUUUGCCGUACAAGCCCAAGGGAAUCUGUUUCGAGUUUUAUAUUUUCCUAGCGAUCAAAUGACUAAAAUGAUCGGACUCCUAUUUCAGAGAAUUACAUGAAACCGUAUAUAGAGUGUCAGGUUUAAUCAUGAGACUGGACCUGACUGUUUGUUUGUUGAACACUACUUCCGGUUCCGGCAACAUUCUUGUGAGUAAGUGAGUGAGUUUAGUUUUACGCCGCACCCAGGAAUGUUAUGGCGGCGGUCUGUAAAUAUCGAGU
Messenger RNA from Haliotis rubra (blacklip abalone), 1446 nucleotides. RefSeq lists its product as uncharacterized. The record is from RefSeq and is a predicted model, not a curated record. The coding region runs from base 632 to 1075 and encodes 147 amino acids. The transcript has 4 exons. Lineage: Eukaryota; Metazoa; Mollusca; Gastropoda; Lepetellida; Haliotidae.